GGCACCGAGUCACCAGGCACGAGAGUGGGCUCCGAGUCAACUGGCAUGACCGCGGGCACUGGGUCAGACAUUGGAUCGUCUGGCCCGACAGCGGGCAUCGGGUCACCAGGCAUGACAGCGGGCACCGGGUCACCAGACAUUGGAUCGUCUGGCUCGACAGCGGGCAUCGAGUCACCAGGCAUGACAGCGGGCACUGGGUCAUCAGGCAUUGGAUCGUCUGGCUCGACAGCGGGCAUCGGGUCACCAGGCAUGACAGUGGGCACCGGGUCAUCAGGUACCGGAUCGUCUGGCUCGACAGCGGGCACUGGGUCAUCAGGCGUGAUAGGAUCAUCAGGCUGGAUCAGUUCAUCAGGCUGGGUACAGGCAUCAGGCUGGGUACAGGCAUCAAGCUGAAGUGCGGGUGCCGAGGCACCAGGCUGAACCACGGAAGGCAGGUUCUCAGACGGCAGGCUCACCGGUUUGGAUACUGGCAGGAUGGUACUGGUUGGAAAG
Messenger RNA from Staurois parvus, 492 nucleotides. The record is from the annotation of a GenBank genome assembly. Lineage: Eukaryota; Metazoa; Chordata; Amphibia; Anura; Ranidae.